Molecule: messenger RNA, 1544 nt
Organism: Cyclopterus lumpus (lumpfish)
Lineage: Eukaryota; Metazoa; Chordata; Actinopteri; Perciformes; Cyclopteridae
Gene: tsn
Product: translin
Exons: 6
Coding region: 175-840 (221 amino acids)
Biological process (GO): RNA metabolic process
Cellular component (GO): nucleus; cytoplasm
Molecular function (GO): single-stranded DNA binding; RNA binding; sequence-specific DNA binding
Source: RefSeq, a predicted model, not a curated record
AGCAGCGCGGAGGCAGAAACGUGAUGACAUCAUCAGCAGGCGCCGGACAAAACAACAACGGCGGUUAUUGUGCACGUUGAUGUUUGUUUCUUCUGCUUAUGAAUUAGCUUCCUCCUCCUCUUCAUCUCCUUUAUCCUCCUCUUCCUCUCCCGGACCGGUGCACCGAGGGCCGAGAUGUCGGUGACCGAGAUGUUCAGCUCCAUUCAGGGCUUCCUGAGCGCCGACCAGGACGUCAGAGAGGAUAUCCGUAAAGUGGUCCAGACGUUGGAGCAGACGGGCAGAGAGAUACUGACGGUCCUCCAAAGUGUCCACCAGCCGUCAGGAUUCAAAGAAAUUCCCAGCAAGUGUGCAAGAGCACGGGAGUUGUUCUGCACGGUCAGGACUCAACUCGGGGAGCUGAAAACAAAGUUUCCUGUGGAGCAGUAUUACAGGUUCCAUGAACAUUGGCGGUUCGUCCUGCAGCGCUUGGCGUUCCUCGCCGCCUUCGUGGUUUACCUGGAGACCGAGACCCUCGUGGUCCGGGUGGAAGUGGCCCAGAUACUCGGCAUCGAGGUGGUGAGGGAGAAAGGCUUCCACCUGGACGUGGAGGACUACCUGGCCGGUGUGCUCAUCAUGGCCAGUGAACUGUCGCGGCUGGCGGUGAACAGCGUGACGGCGGGCGACUACACGCGGCCGCUCCGCAUCUCCAACUUCAUCAACGAGCUGGACUCGGGCUUCCGGCUCCUGAACCUGAAGAACGACCCGCUGAGGAAGCGCUACGACGGCCUGAAGUACGACGUGAAGAAGAUCGAGGAGGUGGUGUACGACCUGUCCAUCCGCGGGCUCGCCAAGGACCAGUGAGAGCCGGUCCUGGACCGGUGAGAGCCGGUCCUGGACCAGUGAGAGCCGGUCCUGGACCAGUGAGAGCCGGUCCUGGACCAGUGAGAGCCGGUCCUGGACCAGUGAGAGCCGGUCCUGGACCUGUGAGAGCCGGUCCUGGACCGGUGAGAGCCGGUCCUGGACCGGUGAGAGCCGGUCCUGGACCGGUGAGAGCCGGUCCUGGACCGGUCGCUUUACUUCACUUUGGGUUGAUGUUUAGAUCUGAGAUCUGUGUUUUCUGUCUUUGUUUAUUUGCCAAAAAAAAAAGAAAAGAGAAGCUUGUGUUUGUGUUCACGAACAUUGGAGCCUCAUUUAUGAAGGAAAUAUUAGAUUAAAUGUAGAAUCCAAUAAACUCGUUUUACAGCAUUCAGACCAGAUUUCUGUCUUAAAGACAUGUUUUGUUCGGUAGCUCCAAACCUGCAUUCACACACACACACACACACACACACACACACAUAUAUAUAUAUAUAUAUAUAUAUAUAUAUAUAUAUAUAUAUAUAUAUAUAUAUAAAAAAAACAUAAAUGAGGCUCCAAAGAACCAAUGUCUAAUAAUGAGUUUGUAAACAAUAGUAGUUCUCUUGUCCCGUUCUGUACUCUUUGAUUCAGUUUGUCUUUAAUGACUGUAAAUAUAUUUCUACAUUUACUGGCUGCAUCAUACGUUAUUAAUAAUAAAAAAAUAAAAAGGA